AUGUCGCGAAAGCACUUCUUUCCCAACCCCGAGGGCGUGGUAGUCCACAUGCUGCACUCCCUCGUCAAACGAAACUCCUUCAUGGGCCUUGACGUGACGAAUCGCGUCGUCUACAAUACUGCGCAUCCCCCAAAUCAGGUCACCAUCAUUUCUGGAGGUGGUUCGGGUCACGAGCCUGCAUGGUCUGGUUUUGUAGGCGAUGGCAUGCUGUCUGCUGCUGUCUGUGGUGAUAUCUUUGCAUCACCCAGCACAAAACAGAUCAUGGCCGGUAUCAGGAAUGUACCAUCGAACGAAGGAGUCAUUCUGUGCAUCACGAAUUACACCGGUGACAUGCUGCACUUUGGUCUGGCGCGAGAGAAAGGACAGGCGUUGGGAUACAAAGUUGAUGUCAUUUGCAUGGCUGAGGAUGCUGCGUUGGGGCGAGAGAAGAGCGGAAAGGUUGGGAGACGAGGCUUGGCCGGUAAUCUGCUUGUGAUCAAGCUGUCAGGAGCAGCAAGUCAGAAAGGAUGGGCUUUCCAGCGAGUGCGGAAAAUUGGAGAACUAGGCAACUCACAAUUGGUAACUAUUGGCGCAAGUUUGGACCACUGCCACGUGCCGGGACGAGAGGCGUUCGAAUCCGUACCAGAUGAUUCAUAUGUGGUAGGGAUGGGUAUUCACAACGAACCGGGUCUUCGAACAGUAACGCCCAUGCCAGCACCCGAAGACAUCAUCAAAGAAAUGCUAAGAUACCUGCUCGAUCCCAAAGACUCCGACCGCGCUUUCGUACCCUUCUCGUCCUCCGAUUCUAUCGUCAUGCUAGUCAACAACUUCGGCGGUCUUUCGAAUCUCGAGUUCGACGCUAUGGUCAACAUUGCUCUCCAAGUUCUCGAGUCAGAUUAUAAGCUCAAGCCUGUGCGCAUCUACGCCGGUGUUCUUGAAACGUCACUCAACGGCCAAGGGUUUUCAAUCACCUUGGGCAACAUGUCUGGCAUGGCGAAGGGCAUGGAGCUGACGGACGAGGAAGUGAUCGAGCUUCUUGAUGCACCUACAAAUGCCCCGGCAUGGCCAAAGAACGGCUACCGGCCCACAAAUUACAGCAAGGAGACGGAAGAGCUUCGCAAUAAGGCUAAUGCCGAGUACGAGAACCAAGCUGGCCGCGAUAAAGGCCCUGCGACUCCACCCUCCCUCAUCCCAGCUCUCAGGAAAGCUUGCAACGACGCACUAGCCGCGGAGCCUAAGAUCACACAAUACGAUCUACAGAUGGGCGAUGGAGACUGCGGUGAAGCCGUAGCUGGCGUGUGUAAGAACAUCCUAACGAAUCUCGACUCGGUAGAGAAGAACCCCCCAGCCGUCCUUGCACUCCUCGAGAGCGUAGGCGAGAACGUCGAAGACGUAGGCGGCUCGCUCGGCGCCAUUCUCUCGAUUUUGGUCACUGCCUUCACCAACGCGCUUUCCACCGCUACGCUGCAAUCCAAUGCCCCUCUCUCCCUUGAUACCGUGGCAAAGGCGGCAGCGCUCGCGCUCGAGAACCUCAAGAACUACACUUCUGCUCGGGAGGGCGAUAGAACCGUAAUGGAUGUGCUCAUUCCCUUCAUCAAUACUUUGGCCGAGACACAGGAUCUUGGUAAGAGCGUGCAGGUGGCUGAGCAGAAAGCACAGGAUACCGCGCUGAUGAAGGCGAAGUUUGGGCGUGCGACGUAUAUUGGUGAUGGGAUGGGUGAGGACAGGAGUAAGAUCCCGGAUCCGGGAGCGUAUGCUGCUGGUGUUUGGUUGAAGGGGUUGGCAGACGGGUUUCAGGGCGCAUAG
Messenger RNA from Boeremia exigua, 1785 nucleotides. Its product is annotated as dihydroxyacetone kinase. The record is from RefSeq and is a predicted model, not a curated record. Gene Ontology annotation, biological process: glycerol catabolic process. Gene Ontology annotation, molecular function: glycerone kinase activity; ATP binding. NCBI's taxonomy places the organism in Eukaryota, Fungi, Ascomycota, Dothideomycetes, Pleosporales, Didymellaceae. Gene Ontology annotation, cellular component: cytosol. Bases 1 to 1785 code for a protein of 594 amino acids. The transcript has 3 exons.